CUGUUGCCUGUGAGCGGUAAUCCCCGCCGUCCAUGAUUUACCCAGAGCCCGUCUAAUUCUCCUAAACCCCCAGCUGCCACCGUGGCCACUCGUUGAACACGACAGACUGCGAGCCGCUCACUUUAUUAAUAAUUCACCAGCUCUCCGCUUCCCCGACCGCUAUCGGCUUCGGCUCUCCGUGGUCAAGGCAGACUCAACUGUCUUUCUAUUUAUUCACGAUUUAUUGUUUAUCUGCUCAGUUGCAUCUUCAGAUUAAAUAUAUACACAUUAUGCUCGAUCUUUGGAAGCUUUCUUUUAGAUAUAUGGACUGUUUGCCUCUGGUUUCCCUCGCUCGUUCACAUAGUCGUUAUUGGUGCCCGCACUAAAAUAAUCGUUAAAAGGCGAUCUAAAUAUUUUUAAUCAAGUCUAAUCGCAGUUUGGAGGAGGAGGAGGUGGAGAAGGACCAAAGGGGGUCCCACUUUUUUGCUACAGGAGGAAAGGAGGGGGACAGUGGAGAGAGCAAUAGAGAGAGGGAUGGGGAGAGAGAGAGACGUGAUGCAGUCUUAAAUCUUAAAAAAGAGCAACAGCUGAUUUGAAAGCACAUAUACGUUGAAAACAACUUACUGUCAGUCUCAAUUUCAUUCAACCUGUUUUGUCAUUUUUAUCUUGUUUCUGACGGACCACAGACAUCGUGCACUGUUUCGGUUGAACUGCUCCGCAAGAGAUUCGGUGGACGGAGAGUGCGGCGUUUUGAGCCAGACUGCAAUAGCAAGUCUCCAGGAGCUCCGAAGCCGACGAAUGUGUGUGAUGGAAGUCACUCGCGCUAAAAGUGAAGAGAAACAUCCCGAAUGACGCCGAGGUGCUGAAGGCCUGGAUAAUCCUUCUCUCUUCCCUUUCCCUUGAGGAGAAGACUUACUUUUCAACAAAAUGUUCUCUGGGCCACAGGCCGUCUUGUUUUAAGGUUCUUUUUUGCUUCCGGUAUCACCGAAGAAACCAAGUCGCGCUCUCUCGCCCUCUCUCUCACUCACAGUUUUUUGGAGCUCAGCUUUUUUAAAGGAAAAUGGGUCUUUGAGACUGUUGGCAAAUUUCCCUGCUUCACAAUGGCAACUGAAACUUUUCUGGUGAACGAAGACCCCUCCAGAGGCCCUGGGCUGCCAGAAUGCUUUGUAGUGUCUGAUUCAUACAGGGAUGAAUUUCAUCCCUUCAUCGAGGCCCUGCUCCCGCAUGUCCGUGCCUUCUCCUACACCUGGUUCAACCUGCAGGCCCGCAAGCGCAAGUACUUCAAGAAGCACGAGAAGCGCAUGUCGAAGGACGAGGAGCGCGCGGUGAAGGACGAGCUGCUGGGAGAGAAGCCCGAGAUCAAGCAGAAGUGGGCGUCGCGGCUCCUGGCCAAGCUGCGCAAGGACAUCCGGCCCGAGUUCCGCGAGGACUUUGUGCUGACCAUCACGGGGAAGAAGCCCCCCUGCUGCGUGCUGUCCAACCCCGACCAGAAGGGCAAGAUCCGCCGCAUCGACUGCCUCCGCCAGGCCGACAAGGUGUGGCGCCUGGACCUGGUGAUGGUCAUCCUCUUCAAGGGCAGCCCGCUGGAGAGCACGGACGGCGAGCGGCUGGUCAAGUCGCCCCAGUGCUCCAACCAUGGCCUGUGCGUCCAGCCGCACCACAUCGGCGUCUCCGUCAAGGAGCUCGACCUCUACCUGGCCUACUUCGUCCACACGCCAGAAUCUGGACAAUCAGACAGCUCCAGCCAGCAAGGGGAUGCCGACAUCAAGCCACCACCCAAUGGGCACUUGAGUUUCCAGGACUGCUUUGUGACUUCAGGAGUGUGGAACGUCACCGAGCUCGUUCGCGUGUCACAGACUCCGGUUGCUACAGCGUCUGGCCCCAAUUUCUCCCUGGCUGACCUGGAGAGUCCCGGUUACUACAACAUCAACCAGGUGGCCCUGGGGCGACGCUCUAUCACCUCCCCCCCAUCCACCAGGUCUGAGGUGGAGCUAUAUGCAAGUCUUCCACGGAGCUCCAACAAGCGCAAAUCCAUCGAUGACAGUGAGAUGGAGAGCCCGGUGGACGAAGUCUUCUAUACUGGCCGCUCGCCUGCCGCCAGCAGCUCCCAGUCCAGCGGCUGGCCAAACGAUGUGGACACAGUGCAACACCAUUUGGCGAAUGUGCAGGAGAGGAAGAUUAAACAUGAAAACGAUGGCGUGCAGUUUCCUUACCAUGGACUGUCCACGCCUGGUUCUCUUAAGAAGCCGGGAAAGUUCGAUUUCAGCGCCCUGUCGCCCCAGACGAGGUCGCCCCGCAUGGCGUUCACCCAUCACCCGCUGCCAGUGCUGGCGGGCGUGAGACCAGGGAGUCCCCGUGCCUCAGCCUCUGCCCUGCACUUCCCCUCCCCCUCCAUCAUCCAGCAGUCCAGCCCCUACUUCACCCACCCCACCAUCCGCUACCACCACCAUCCCGGACAAGACCCCCUCAAGGAGUUUGUGCAGUUCGUCUGCUCUGAUGGCUCGGGACAGCCCAGUGCACAGCCAAACGGGAGCGGCCAGAGCAAAAUGCCGGGCUCCUUCUUGCUGCCUCCACCUCCCCCAGUGGCCCGCCCAGUGCCCCUCCCCAUGCCCGACUCUAAACCCUGCAGCACACCCCCUGACGGCGGACUCACCUCGCCCGCAUCUCCGUCAUACUCCUCGCCAGGCUCCACAGCUCCCAACAGGUUUGUCAGCAUCGGAUCACGGGACAACAACUUUCUGAACAUCCCCCAGCAGACGCAGUCUUGGUUCCUCUGACAAGACCUGUCUGAAACAAGCAACUAAAAUUCUGUAAUGAAAAUCGGGAAUAAAGAUAAAUAAAUAAACAGCUCACAGGAGGUAGCUCUCCAACCCCUCUAAUUCAAAUGAAAGAGAAAAUACUUGCAUGAUUUCAAAAGGAAAGUAAUCUCAGCUCCACGAAUAAAACAAACAAAAAAAAAAAACAGAGGAAACCCCCUUUUUUGAAAGAGGAUUUUGGAUUCAGAAGAGGAAGAGGAAGAUGAGGAGUCGCCGUGGAGAGCAACAAAACCAACCUGUAAAUCAUCAGAUUCUUUUAACAGUGAGGCACAGUGGCUGAAAAAUGAAAAAAGCCAACACGUACCAAUGAUAAAAUAUAGGGUAAAAUUAUUUAAUAAGGUUAAACACUUUGAAUUGGGAAAAUCAAAUCAGGACGUCUGUAUUGGACACAGCAGUCUUUGGCUAUUCAGCAUAAUCACUUCCAUUUCCCCACUGUCCAGGGCUACAGCGUGCCCUGAGCCAAUGUGAUUGGUUGGAGAGAAUGAAUGACAGACCGUAUCUUUCUGCAGUUAGAAGUCACUCCCAAACCCCAUUUCAAUCAGCCAAUCUCGGUGGCACCAUAUAAUGUUGUGACACCUGCACUAAUUGACUGGUCUCUCUGUCAAAACUCUGAUUGGCUGAACUCAAUAAAACUGACCACAGAGAUAUGUCCAAGAAAACGAACUAUUCGCUCCAGCCCACCACAGCAAACUGUGUUAACACUAAUAGUAUGCAAUUACAUCCCUGCUCGUAUGCACUAUUGGAAUAAAUGAGGGAUAAAGCAAUUUUGCACAUCGGUGAAAAAAAAAAAAAAAAAAAAAUCAGUGACG
Megalops cyprinoides (Indo-Pacific tarpon) is the source of this 3604-nucleotide messenger RNA. It is a transcript of the gene nfixb, whose product is annotated as nuclear factor I/Xb. Gene Ontology annotation, molecular function: DNA-binding transcription factor activity, RNA polymerase II-specific; RNA polymerase II cis-regulatory region sequence-specific DNA binding. The coding region runs from base 1080 to 2756 and encodes 558 amino acids. Gene Ontology annotation, biological process: regulation of transcription by RNA polymerase II. Lineage: Eukaryota; Metazoa; Chordata; Actinopteri; Elopiformes; Megalopidae. The transcript is spliced from 14 exons. The record is from RefSeq and is a predicted model, not a curated record. Gene Ontology annotation, cellular component: nucleus.